Molecule: messenger RNA, 1076 nt
Organism: Aedes albopictus (Asian tiger mosquito)
Lineage: Eukaryota; Metazoa; Arthropoda; Insecta; Diptera; Culicidae
Exons: 2
Coding region: 291-1076 (261 amino acids)
Source: RefSeq, a predicted model, not a curated record
AGAAGUUGUGAGCUUGAAUUUUAAAGUUAUUCGCAGCGAUUUUAUCGUGAAAAUGGGCCGUCCGGGAAAAACCGGUAAACAAAAAAGUGAUGCUAAGCGAGCUAAUAAAAUCAACAUGGAGUUUCUUCCAAAUUUGGUAAGAUUUUACUAUAAACAAUUUCUAGCAACCUGUUCCUAACCACAAAUUUUUGUGUUUUCAGCAAGUGAACCCAGUUCCGGGGAAAAGGGCUAAAAAGACCAUUGUUACCACAGCACCACCAAGCGACCCGGCAGUUCCCGAGAUCGAUCCCAUGGCGCCAGAAGUUCCGGAGGACCUUUCGUUCGGCCUCUCCUCCGUUCCGGCUGACGCGACAGUGGUAAAACCGGAUCAGGAAACAGAUUCCCGAGCUGCAGUUCCAGAUGUCCCUGAGGAUCUCAGGAUCGACUCUCCCGCCAUUCUUGCCCAGCCAGCUUUUGCUGGGCGGGAAGUGUCUAUCGUCAAGCUAGUGUUGGCCGACGACGAGAACUCAGAUGCCGAGAAGGAAGCCUUGGGGAACGAAUCAAUGGAAGUGGUCCCAGACUACGCUGUCCUGCUAGUCCUACAAAACCAGGUGGCCGACCUGAAGCAGGAGAAUGAAGUCCUUAAGCGGGACAACAAUAAACUCCGCAGUCUUAACAUGAAGCUCCAGGAAGCCCUCUUGGCUAGACCGACAGGGCAGAACUUCUCCGAGAUACCAGGAUAUCCAGACGCGAAAUGGCUGCUGGGCAUUUCGCAAAAUGCUCAGGACAGCGAUUAUCUUUUCGUGAAAGAGCUUGUCUUCCGGCUCUUCCCACAAGGGUUGGGCAAUGCUACUGUCUCUGGUAUGACAUCCAACAAUCCAUCGGGACGAGGGGGGAACAACGCAGUCGAAGGUAGAGAACCAGUCGAACAGCUGGAUCCUGAGAAGGUCAAAUACAUACGUGAGCGCCUACAUGAGAGACGACUAAUCCUCCAGGACGAGUUGGGGGUUGCUGUUCAACGUUCCCGGAGGACUGCAAGGCACAUUGCGGCUGUCAUUGCCAACAACCCUUCCCUACGUAAACUACCGCGGCAGUAG